UGAACUUCCUUCCCGAAGUGAAACGGCUGAGAGUAAAGAGAGGAAGAUAGCUAAAUACACUGCAAUACCAGCCUUCCCAGGUGUUAUUAUUAUUUGAGAGAUAAGAACUGAAAGCUUGCGUAGAAGUCUGACUGAUUCCAUUACGUUCAGAUCGGUACUGGGAUUUAACAUGGCACCUUGUCAACAUUUACUUGUCAUUUUUUUGGGAUGGAUCUAUAUCUGCAGUGGAUAUCGCUUUAUGUUGGACGAACAUCUCCCUGGACUGAAAAGAAAGGCGGAAAUGGGACAAUUUGAAGAGAAUAGGGAUGAUGAUCGCUUCGCUAAGGACGAGGGCGACCUUGUCUUACAGGAGACCGUAUCAGAGCACAUGCAGAUGCUGUAUGAGAAAUACAAUAGUGCAGGAUUUCAUUUCAAGGAUGGAAAUACGGUUCGCAGCUUCAAAGCACACUGGGGUACAGUUAACGGCAUCCAGAUGCAGAUCUUUAAUCUAACUUCGUUAACCAAAUCAGAGGACAUCAUUUCUGCCACGUUACACUACUUCAUUGGUGGCUUGCAGAAUAGCUCCUCCAGAUGUACAAGGCCCCAAAGUUGCAGUCAACGCAGUUCAAAGCAAACCUACAUUCAGCUGGGUAUUUGGAGUUCUGCUUCUUUGGAUAAUGACACCAGGACUCUGGGCCAUGUUCGUAUCAGGGUUCCCGCAGCCCACAGAGACGUGACAUCCUGGCAAUGGAAAGAUAUAACGUCCUUUAUGAAGAAGGCAAAACAUCACAACGAACUCCUCAUUGGCAUCAAAGUCCCAUCAGAUGGACACAAGCUGUGGAAUGAGCUUCUGCUCGGCCCUCCCCCUUACAUCCUGGUGUAUGCCAAUGACUCCGACAUCUCUGGUCCAGAAAAUGUGGUGUCCGCCCUGCAAGGGGGGCACAAAGACCCUGUGCGGCCAGGACUUCAUCGCUUAGGAGUACACCUGAGUGCCAGCACAAUGCCACUUCGGUCCAGGCGCUCAGCCGACACCCUCCUCCCGCUCCAGAACAACGAGCUCCCAGGGAACGAGUACCCAUAUGAGGUCCCACACUGGGAUGAGACGGACCCGUACAACCCCAUAGACAACAGACCGGCGAAACAGCCCAAGAAGAAGCCCCGGAAGAACCACCGCCACAAGGUGCCAUUGCUGCAAUUUGAUGAUCAGACUAUACAGCGGGCACACAAGAAGCAAUGGAGCGAGCCGCGCAACUGUGCCCGCCGGUACCUGAAGGUGGACUUCGCUGACAUAGGGUGGAGUGAGUGGAUUAUCUCCCCAAAAUCCUUUGAUGCUUACUACUGUUCAGGAUCUUGCCAGUUUCCGAUGCCAAAGUCCCUGAAGCCCUCUAACCACGCUACCAUCCAGAGCAUUGUGCGGGCAGUGGGCGUGGUGCCUGGCAUUCCGGAACCCUGCUGUGUGCCUGAAAGGAUGUCACCCCUCAGCAUCCUCUUCUUUGACCAGGACAAGAAUGUAGUGCUCAAAGUUUACCCCAAUAUGACCGUGGACUCCUGCGUUUGCAGAUGAUGUCGAAAUUGCGUUUUGCACUAAAAGAGAAACGAAACCCUGAUAUAUAGCUAAUUAAGAAUUGGUUCCCAUAUCAUUUAUCAAAUUUUUGAAGACUUUAUCUUUCUGUUGUGGAAGCUUGAAAGAAACAUAGCCUAAAAUAAUAUAUUUUUGUAAGAUAUGUAAUCUCUUUUCUGCCCCUACCAAAGGAGGUUUUGCUUUAAUAUGCCUCAGAAAUAAAAAUUUAAUUUCUAACUUUAUGACAUAACACUGUCUAUCUUU
Molecule: messenger RNA, 1804 nt
Organism: Brienomyrus brachyistius
Lineage: Eukaryota; Metazoa; Chordata; Actinopteri; Osteoglossiformes; Mormyridae
Gene: bmp3
Product: bone morphogenetic protein 3
Exons: 3
Coding region: 170-1543 (457 amino acids)
Biological process (GO): BMP signaling pathway; SMAD protein signal transduction
Cellular component (GO): extracellular region
Molecular function (GO): cytokine activity; growth factor activity
Source: RefSeq, a predicted model, not a curated record